Messenger RNA from Neolamprologus brichardi, 7021 nucleotides. Lineage: Eukaryota; Metazoa; Chordata; Actinopteri; Cichliformes; Cichlidae. The record is from RefSeq and is a predicted model, not a curated record.
GAGGACAGAGGCAGCAGCGGCAGCAGAGGAAGCGGAUACGAUGGAGGAGGACGACUGUACCAUCCAUCUGCAGCUCAGUCCCCGUCACUGACAGCCUCCCUCUGGGACCAUCCUGCCAAGUUGGGAACAAAACUACACUCCUGUCCUUCACAACACCAAGUACUGGACCCUCAACUCCUGCAGGAGCACUGUGCACAAGAUCAUCAUUAUUUUUCCCGCUCUUGCACUCCCGCACACUUACUCACACACCUUCUCUCAAACUGAAGCACACUUCACUCUGCCUAUUGGACUAGCGAGUUUUUUGUUGUUUUUCAUCAUCGCUGCCUUCCGAGCUGAGUGGAUUUACUUUUAUCCUGUGGAGGACCAUGGGGCUGGGGUGGAGGGGUACAGGAGGGGCCAUCCAAAAAAGGACAGAGGAGAGCUGGUACCAUUUGGUGGCAUUGCUGCUGUUGUGUGGUUUCUGGGAGGCUCACACACAGACAGAUGAUGGGAAGUCUGUCUACUUCUGGGAAACAGGUCCAUGGGGAAGGUGUAUGGGCAGCGACUGCGGCCUGGGUGGCAGCCAAAGCCGGGCAGUCUGGUGUGCCCAUGUGGAUGGCUGGACAACACUUCACACCAACUGCGACCAGGCACAGCGUCCCUCAAACCAGAGAAACUGUUUCCGUGUGUGCGACUGGCACAAGGACCUUUAUGACUGGAAACUGGGUGCCUGGAAUGAGUGCGUGCCAGUAUCAGCAAGGACCUUUGGGGCCCCACGGCAGUUCACGUGCAGUGGAGGCGAAGAGGGCAUUCAGACCCGGGAGGUGGGCUGCAUACUCAAGUCAGACGGAUCUCCAGCAGAGGAUGCCAUCUGUGAGUACUUUGAACCCAAGCCUCGUCUAGAGCAGGCAUGUUUGAUCCCUUGCCCUCAGGAUUGUGUGGUUUCUGAGUACUCGCCAUGGACAUCCUGCUCCAAAACAUGUGGAACAGGCCUCAGGAACAGAGUACGCAGUGUCCUAGUCCCUCCGCUUUUUGGAGGCGCUGCCUGUCCCAACCUGACUGAGUUCCAGUCUUGCAAACCAGGGCCUUGCACAGGUCCAGAGGGCAUGUACAGUCUCAGGGUUGGACCGUGGAACCCUUGUGCCCUCCCGCAAACUCGGACAGCUCGCCAAGUUAAACGCAGGAAAGGCAAAGGGCAAGGGCUCCGGGAGAGGGCAGGAGUAAAAGAUCCCGAGACUAGGGAGCUUAUCCAGAAGAAGCGUACCAGGAACCGCCUCAACCGGCAAGAGAGUCCCUUCUGGGACAUUCAGGUGGGCUACCAGAAUCGGGAGGUGACCUGCAUCCAUAGGAAUGGGAGCACUGUGGGACGCAACAUGUGCUUAACAAGGGACCUUCCACUGACCAUCCAGUCAUGCGUUCUCCCCAAGGACUGCAAGCUUACCGACUGGACCAUUUGGAGCCCCUGCACCAAAACCUGCAUGAACCCUGAAUCUCCCAGAGGCAAUCGGACUCGGACCAGACAGGUGCUCCAGUUCCCCGUGGGCGAGGGGGCGGAGUGCCCACCCCUGGAGGAGUUUGAGUCUUGUGAACCUCAGGGUGAAUCCAUACCACCCUGUGCCACUUACACCUGGAGAACCACAGAGUGGAGCGACUGUCGGGUUGACACAUUGCUGAGCCAACAAGACCGUCGACGUAGCAACCUGACAGGGCUUUGUGGAGGAGGCUUACAGACGAGAGAAGUGUACUGUGUUCAGGCCAACGCUGAGCUUCUAAAAUACCUCAACGACCUUCGAGAAAAGGACAAAGCGGGUCAGACCCAAAAACAGCAGAAGCCUAGUGUCCCCCCUCUUCUCUCCAUCACCUUCCAGAUUACAGCCUCCCGCCCAGUGGAAAACAAGCUGUGCGAAGGUCCAAUCCCCAACAGAUCCCAGCUGUGCCAAAUCCCCUGUCCCAUCGACUGUGAGGUAUCACCCUGGGGUGCCUGGGGGCCCUGCACCUUUGAAAACUGUGAUGAUCAGGCUGGAAAGAAAGGUUUCAAACUGAGGAAACGACAGAUUACGAACGAGCCAACGGGAGGUCCUGGAAACUGUCCACACCUUGUGGAGGCGGUGCCAUGUGACGAGCCCACUUGUUACGACUGGCAGCUGAUCAGUCUGAGUCCGUGUAUUCCUGAUGAUGGGAAGCAGUGUGGCUCCGGCACCAUGAUUGUGCAGGUCCAAUGUGUCAACAGCAACGGAGAGACGGUGGAUAGAAAUCUCUGCACGUCUAACCCAACUCCAGAACCUGUGCCCUGUGAGGUGCCUUGCUCAAGAGACUGUGUGCUCAGUGACUGGACGUCCUGGUCCACUUGCUCUCAGACAUGCUCAAGCAAGACCAUUGAGGGCAAGCAGAUGAGGACCCGCUCUAUUCUGGCCUACAACGCUGGGGAAGGUGGCGCCCUCUGCCCGAACAGCAGCGCCCUUCAGGAGGUUCGGAACUGCAACGAACACCCCUGCACAGUUUACCACUGGCAGACGGGGCCCUGGGGCCCUUGCACUGAAGACCCCUCCACCUCCUCCUUCAACACUUCUGUGGGGGUCCAGCCCAACAGUGACGGCGAGGUUCCCUGCUCCAUGGGAAUGCAGACUCGCAAGGUCAUCUGUGUCCGAGUGAAUGUGGGCCAGGUGCCACCCAAGAAGUGUCCAGACGGUCCUCGCCCAAGCACAAUGAGACCAUGCCAGCUGCCCUGUAAGAAGGACUGUAUCAUGACCCCAUUCAGUGACUGGGCAACGUGUCCAAUUACAUGUGAUGCAGCUGGUGUUGCUGUGAAGAAAAAGCAAUCAAGGAAACGUCUUAUCAUCCAGAUGCCAUCCAACGGAGGGCAGGAAUGUCCAGAGGUGCUCGAAGAAGAGAGGGACUGCGAGGUCCCCAAAAUCUGUCCCGGUUUCAGGUGGAAAACCCACAAAUGGAGGAAGUGCCAGCUGGUCACCUGGUUUCUCAGACAGGACACUCCGGGUGCACAAGAGACCUGUGGACCAGGGCUUCAAACACGAGCCGUGUCCUGCCGCCAGCUGGACGGGACGCAGGCCGAUAUCAGCGAGUGUCUGAAAUUUGCCAAGGCCAUGCCUGCCAUCACUCAGCGCUGUCAGCUCCCCUGCCAGGAUGACUGCCAGCUGACCAACUGGUCCAAGUUCUCGUCUUGCACAGCUGACUGUGUGGGGGUCCGCACCAGAAAGAGGUCAUUGAUAGGUUAUAUUGAAGAGGCGUGCAUCAUCCCCUGCCCUUCAGACUGUAAACUCAGUGAAUGGUCCAACUGGUCACGCUGCAGCAAGUCCUGUGGGAGCGGAGUCAAAGUUCGCUCCAAAUGGCUUCGGGAGAAGCCUUACAACGGAGGUCGGCCGUGUCCUAAACUGGACCACAUCAACCAGGCCCAGGUGUAUGAGGUGGUGCCGUGUCAGAGUGACUGCAAACAGUACGUGUGGGUGGCCGAGCCGUGGAGUGUGUGGAAAGUCAGCAACGUGGAUUUGAAAGAAAACUGUGGAGAAGGUGUCCAGACCAGAAGAGUCAGGUGCAUGCUCAACACAAUUGACGGCCCGUCUGAGUCCGUCGAGGACUACCUGUGCGACCCGGAGGAGAUGCCCUUGGGGGCCAGGGAAAGCCGGCUGCCCUGCCCGGAGGACUGUGUCCUCAGCGACUGGGGCCCCUGGAGUCGCUGCACCCUGCCCUGUACCAGAAGUAACUAUCGAGUGCGGACAGCAUACACCAUUCGACCCCCCAGCGUGGGAAGAGAGUGUCCAGACACGACCGAAAAGGAACCCUGCAGCCUUAACCUCAACUGUUUCAACUACUUCUACAACAUCACAGACUGGAGUACGUGUCAGCUGAGUCCAAACGCUGUCUGUGGCGGCGGCAUCAAAACCCGGAUGCUUGACUGCGUUCGCAGCGAUGGCAAAUCGGUGGAUAUAAAAUUCUGUGAAGAGAUGAAUUUGGAGAAGAAGUGGCAGAUGAACAUCUCCUGCGUGGUCGAGUGUCCUGUCAACUGUCAGCUGUCAGAGUGGUCGGCCUGGUCAGAGUGUUCGCAGACCUGCGGUCUAGAAGGUAAGAUGUGGCGACAGCGGUCGGUGGUUCAGGCUUCUCAGGGCGACGGCCGACCGUGCCCUUCUCAGAUGGAGCAGUGGAAACCCUGUCCUGUCCGACCCUGCUACCGCUGGCAGUACAGCCCCUGGUCUGAGUGUCGGGUAGAGAAUGUGGUUUGUGGACACGGCAUGCGCUUCAGGAACCUGUCCUGCUUCGUGUCGGACGGCUCCAGCGAUGGCGAGGGCAGCCUGGUGGACGAGGAGCUGUGCAGCAGCCUGGAGGUGGCUGUCGAUGGAGACAAGCAGAUCAGACUGAAAGAGAGCUGUGUCCUCCCAUGUCCAGGUGAAUGCUACCUGAUGGAGUGGUCAGACUGGAGCUCGUGCGUCAACAUCUGCGCCAAAGAGGCCGGCGUCGACUUCGCCUCGGUUCAGGUCCGCUCACGAGCCGUGCUGGCCCAGGAGCCUGAAAACCUGCAGCUCUGUCCUGACCAGGAGUGGGAGUCUCAGCCCUGCACAGGAGGUGAAUGUUUCGACUACAAAUGGUUCAGCAGCAUUGGCCCAAAUUCCACCCGGCCGUUGAUCUGGUGUCAGCGCUCAGAUGGACUCAAUGUCACUGGAGGUUGUCCUCCAAUGAACCCUCCAGAGGACAACAGCUCCUGUGACCCGCCCUGCCUCAUGCCAAAGUCUUUCUGCAGCGAGGCUGGUAUUUGCAUGUGCGAGGAAGGCUUCACAGAAGUGCUGUCAUCCACUGGGCAGCUGGACCAGUGUGCCCCCAUCCCCAUCCUGGAGAUCCCCACAGCAGGGGACAAAAAAGGGGAUGUGAAGACCAGUCGUGCCAUUAACCCCACACUGCCCACCACCAUCCAGCCCGGACGCAACGGGCGAACUUGGUACCUGCAGCCCUAUGGACCAGAUGGGAAGCUGAAGAUGUGGGUGUAUGGUGUAGCAGCUGGAGCCUUUGUGCUCCUCAUAUUCAUAGUGUCUAUGAUAUACCUAGCUUGCAAAAAGCCAAAGAGACCUCAGAGACAGAGACAACAGAAUAACCGACUAAAACCUCUGACUCUCGCCUACGACGGGGACACGGACAUGUAGUCCUCCACGAGCUGCUUCACCCAGCACUUCACCUGUCACAGAGACCCACUUCAUCACGCCAUUACAGUGAGCGACAUGGAUGUUUGCAGCGUGAAUGGACACGUCACGGAGCGCAGAAAUGACGGGAAAUCCUCUUAGCAGAGACACUGGUGGGGUUUAACCAUUUCAAGUAGAGCUUCAUUCACUCCUCUUUUGUUUUCUCGAAUAUUUUCUUUUUGCAGAGCUUUUAUGACCUCCAGCGUGUUCAAGGAAAUGCCUUUUUUUCGCCCCCUACACACCAGUAUUUCUGUAUUGAAAGACUUGUUUGAGACACUGGAAAAGCUGGGCGCAGAAGACAGAACCAGCUCUCCUGCUGUCUUUGAACAUGGCAGCGCAGGCUCCAGCUCUUCCCCCACGCUUUUUCUGCUUGUCCCUAAAAAUGCUGAGUAGCUGGAGGCUUAGGAUGCUCUGACGGUUCGCACGUUGCCAAAAGUCACCGCAGGGAAGAGGAGGAGGGAGAGGAAAAUCUCCAUAAAAAGGUUUGGAUUCCUUUUUCUCAAUCCUCAACUGGGUUUUGACUCAAAUCUCUUUUACGGUCUUGAACAAAAGGGAGGCAUUACUUCUCUCUCUUUUUUUUUUCCCGGCUUGAUUCAGAGGCACACAGGCCUGUGUUUGUGGGAUAAACCGAUCUGUAUGAUGCUGAUGGAGGAGUAGCCUGCAAUCAGUUGUUCAUGGAAACUACUGCCUGCCUGCCUGCUUGCCUCCACCCUUGCUUUGUUUCAGGCACUACAUUGCACUAUAUUAGUGCAGCAUGAUAUGCACAUGUGACUUCUACUUUCUAUUGCCAUAAAACACUGCCUCUUCCACAGACAAAAAAAAACAAAAACAUAAAGCAGAGGAACAGCUUCAGUCAACACGAGAACAUUACAAGGGAAGCAACAGCGACAGGAAGGGACAUUUAGACGUGUCACGUUCGAUAAAACAGGUGUGAAUCUCAAGUAAAUAUAUGUAUAGAUUUUAUUUCUCACAAACGUCAGACUUUUUGGUUGUAGUAAAGUCGCUUUUGUGGUUUGUAGAUUUCGUCUGGUGUCAUCACUUUAUUUCUGCCCAGAUGCAACUACGAUAUCAGCAGGUGUUAACUGAUCGCCUGCUUUACAAGUUCUUUUUUAAAUACUUUUUUUUUUUAACUCUUUACAUACAACAGCUCAUGUGCAAACACUCAAAUUUUGCAGUGAGUAAUAAAAAAAAAAAUGGACACUGCAAAAUUUUAAUCAUUCAUGUCAUGCAAAUGUCGUUUCUGCCUUACUGACGAUAACUGAAUACUAACAGUCCUCUAAUACAGGUUAAUACUUGAAUGGGGCAAACGUCGACACUACAGUACGUUUAGACAAAAAAAAAGAAAAACAACAAAAUUUUCUUUCGAGGUUAGGUAGAUGGAUCGAACCAGUUUUUAAACUUUUUCAUGUAGUAAGUAUUAUAGGUGCUCUAUUGUUUUCAGUCACACGAAACGAAGACGAAAUAUUAAAAAGAAAACAAUCUGUACAAACAAGUAUACAAUAUGUUAAUAAUAAGAGAACACGCUUCUGAGUUCAACGUAAAAGCAAAACUGGUGUGGAGAAUGUUUACUUCUUUUUGUUGGAUUUGUAAAUAACAGCGAUUUUUUUAUUUUUUUGGAGAAAAAAAAAUCAAAGUAUGUGUACAUUUAUUUUGUAUUGCACAGAAAACGUUUAGUUUGAAUAUUGCAAAGUGGGUGUAUGAUAUUGCUGAUUGUUGUUACCAUGAUGCAAGUUGUAUGUUGUGACAAACAAACAAAAAAGGAAAGCAAAAAGAAGCGGAAAAGUCGGCCAUUUUGUACAGGUUGUUUAUAUGUAUGGGAAGAAAUACUAAAAAUAAAUGCGGACACGGUUGUAAACACA